UGUGGUGAUCUGCAGAGGAUAUAAGUACAUUUUACAAACGUUAGCUCAUACUUGGAAUCUACACACCAAGUCUGUUGCUUUUCUGUCUUUUCACCUUUCAUCUUUAGAGCUUUUGCAGACUGAAACAAGGUCAAUAUGGCUUUCAUGAGUGACUUACUUUCACAAAUUACUUACCUGGAAUAUCAGCAACCUUCUGCUCAUGGGCCAACUGUAAAGCCAUAUCCAAAUUUUAAUGCAAAUACUGAUGCUGCACUUCUGGACAAAGCAAUCAAAGUAAAAGGAGUGGAUGAGAAUACUAUUAUAGAAAUCAUGGCAAAAAGAAGCAAUACACAGCGCCAGCAAACCAAAGCAGCAUAUCAACAGGCUACAGGAAAACCAUUGGAUGCUGCCCUAAAAAGUGCCCUCUCUGGGCAUUUGGAAGAUGUGGUACUGGGUUUGUUGAAGACCCCAGCACAGUAUGAUGCUUAUUUGCUGAAACACUCCAUGAAGGGACUGGGGACAGACGAGGACACUCUGAUUGAGAUAUUGGCAUCUAGAACUAACAGGGAGAUACAGGAAAUCUGCAGUGUUUACAAGGAAGAGUAUAAAACCGAUUUGGAUAAGGACAUAACCUCAGAUACAUCUGGAGACUUUAGGACAGCUCUUCUUUCCCUGUCUAAGGGAAGCAGAACUGAAACUUUAUCUGUGGAUGAAGACCUAGCCGACAAAGAUGCAAGGGCUCUGUAUGAAGCUGGAGAGAAGAGAAAGGGUACUGACUGUUCUACCUUCAUCAAUAUUUUGACUUCCAGGAGUGGCCCACAGCUCUGCAAAACUUUUGAAAGAUACAAUAAAUACAGCAAAAAUGACAUGGCAAAGGCCAUUGAUUUGGAACUAAAAGGCGAUAUUGAAAGCCUUUUAAUUGCCUUAGUGAAGUGUGCUGGAAACAAGGCUUCUUUCUUUGCUGAAAAGUUAAACCAAUCAAUGAAGGGGUCUGGGACAAGAGACAAAAUUCUCAUCAGAAUUAUGAUUAGUCGCUCAGAGGUUGAUUUGGAGGACAUCAAAGUCGAAUACAGGAAGAAGUAUGGUAAAACCCUUUACCAGGAUAUUGCAGAUGACACCAAGGGAGAUUAUGAGAAGAUUCUUCUAACUCUGUGUGGAAGUGAUAGUUAAAUCCCAUACAAACGUUUUGUAACACCACUGCAGAAGCUGAAGUAACAUUUUAGCAUCUUUUUCUUAAAUGACUGUAUGUUUAUUACAAAACAUGUCUCUCAAUAUAAAAUUACUAUUUCUUUGUUUCUGGCCAGGAAGUAUGAUGUAGUACAAAUAAAUCAUAUUUGCUUUAUGUAAA
Messenger RNA from Polypterus senegalus (gray bichir), 1327 nucleotides. RefSeq names its product annexin A1a (gene anxa1a). Gene Ontology annotation, biological process: positive regulation of T-helper 1 cell differentiation; insulin secretion; response to estradiol. Gene Ontology annotation, molecular function: phospholipase A2 inhibitor activity; cadherin binding involved in cell-cell adhesion; calcium-dependent phospholipid binding. The transcript is spliced from 13 exons. Bases 136 to 1149 code for a protein of 337 amino acids. Gene Ontology annotation, cellular component: plasma membrane; cytoplasm. The record is from RefSeq and is a predicted model, not a curated record. Lineage: Eukaryota; Metazoa; Chordata; Cladistia; Polypteriformes; Polypteridae.